AUGGCUGAAAAAACAAUUCAUGAUGAUUUUAUGCGGAGAGCUUUAACGCUUGCAAGUAUUUCCAGAAAAGCCCAAGAAGCAUAUGAUAAUUAUGAAGUUCCCGUUGGGUGUAUUUUUGGAAUAAGGCACGCAGAAUUAGAAGCAAUUGAUGAAAUAUUUGCAUCACAAAAAUAUACUAGUGAUGUUUUUCAAAAAUGUUCUCUUUAUGUCACUGUUGAACCCUGUGUCAUGUGUGCUUAUGCUCUGAGGCAAUUAAUUUAUUAUGGGUGUACGAAUGAAAGAUUUGGAGGAACCGGUUCUGUAUUUCAAAUUAAUCAAGAUCCAAAGUUAAUGCUUCAUCCACCAUACCCAUGUGAGGGUGGAUAUUAUCGAGAGGAUGCCAUAAUUUUAUUGAGGAAAUUUUAUGUUAGAGAAAAUGGGAAAGCACCACAACCAAAAAGGAAACAUCAAAGGGAAAAAGACCAUCUUGAAAGAUUAGUUAAAAGACACGGAAAAGAUUGGAAUCGAAUUGCUGUAUCUUUCCCAAGUCGCAGUGCUCGGCAAAUACGCGAGCAUUAUCAAAAUCAUCAAAAUCCUGAGACCAGCUGUUUGGAACAAAGAUUUCAUGGAAGAUAUACAGGUGUAAUGAUAAGAAAUCAUUGGAAUAAUUAUAAAAGAAGAAAACUUCGUCUUCAGAUAUCUUCCUCAUCUUCACGUGGUACGAUUCAGAACAAUUCCAUCAUCCCUUCAAUUAACGUAAAUGAUACAGAAGGCGUUGAACAAAUUAGGGAAAAAAUGGCUAUAAGCGCUAUAUUAAAUCCUAUAGAUCCUAAUUAUAUGAAUUAA
This is a messenger RNA of Diversispora eburnea, 825 nucleotides long. NCBI's taxonomy places the organism in Eukaryota, Fungi, Glomeromycota, Glomeromycetes, Diversisporales, Diversisporaceae. The record is from the annotation of a GenBank genome assembly.